AACGUUAGCCUCACCGUGGCUUCGGUGGUGGCGGUCCUUCAAGCUUUAACUUCUUUGCCAUGAGGUGUGUAUAUGCUUUCAUCCAUCGCUUUUUCUCUCUAACCUGUGAUAAUGAUACGUUUCUGCAAACACGCUGACAGUGAAUUCCUAAAGUUAGCACACCACGAUUUAGUAUGUAUCCGGACGCCAUAGUCGACCGCAGACAUGAGAGUGCAACAGCUAAAACUGUCCGGCACGGAACAAGAAACAACAUCCGGCUAGCCAGACCGUUCCUAACUAGCGACCGAGCGUUACCAUGGAAACAAACAUUAACGUUUACUAACGUUAAUCGACAGAGCGGACUGCCGAGUGAAAUUUACGGGACUAGCUUGCUAGCUACACAUCUUACAAAUUGCUAGAAUACGAAAUAAGUUUAUAAGAUUAUUUAUUUCUAUUUCUCCUCUUGUUAAUUUGUAUAUUUUUUGGCGUUGUCCACUCCUGAAGUCCAGGAAACGAUGGGAGAUAAAGUAGUGCCAGCGAAUCAAAUGGAAUGUGGAGAUGCCGAAAUAACUUCUUCUGUCAAAGAUAAAGUGGAUGUCAUGAUAAAGGAUGUAGCUCAAGAAAACAAGGAAAGUAACAAAAAACUGCAAAGCCUACUUCAAGAGAGGAGAGCAAAGCAUUCAGAGCCACGCAUGACCAAGACGUUCCUUAAAGACCAUUGUAAGCAGAACAAACUUUACUCAACGCCUUGCCUGAAUGACACACUUUACCUGCAUUUCAAAGGUUUCUCCGCCAUUGAGAACCUAGAGGAGUACACAGGACUGAAGUGUCUCUGGCUGGAAAGCAAUGGGCUCCAACGCAUUGAGAACCUGGACGCCCAGACUGAUCUGCGCUCCUUGUUCCUUCAGCAGAACAUCAUAUACAAGCUGGAAAACCUUGAACCUCUGAAAAAGCUCUGCACCCUUAAUGUCUCCAACAACUUCAUACACAUCAUAGAGAACAUCUCCUUCCUUCCUGACCUGAGCACUCUGCAGAUAGCCCAUAACAAGCUGGAGACUGUGGGGGACAUAGAGCAUCUGAGUCAGUGUCUGGUAAUCAGUGUGCUGGACAUGUCUCACAAUCUGUUACAUGACCCUGAGAUCCUCCUGGUACUUGAGGCCAUGCCAGAACUGCGUGUGCUAAAUCUAAUGGGAAAUGAGGUGGUGAAAAAAAUCCCAAACUACAGGAAGACCAUGAUUGUGCGUCUCAAGCAGCUCACCUUCCUCGACGAUCGCCCUGUGUUCCCCAAAGACAGGGCAUGUGCAGAGGCAUGGGCAGUGGGAGGCCUGGAAGCAGAGCGUAAAGAGAGGGAGCAAUGGGAAACACGAGAGAGGAGGAAAAUUCAGGACAGCUUGGACGGCAUUGCAAACAUUCGAAAGAAAGCCCAGGAGAGACAACGCCUUCGAGAGCUACAGGAGAAAGGGGUGACUAAGGCUUCCAGCACUCCAGAGACUCCAUGUGAGGAAAAGGACACCCAGAUGAUCCAAGUCUUUGUGCAGGACUGCCUGGAUGCCCAUGAAGAGUUCUUGCAGAGUCAAUCAACACAGGGGCCCAAUGAACACCAGUCCAACUGCGAACAUCUUAAAGCAGAGCAGCCAGGUCAAGGUUUACAGCGGGAACCAGUAGAGAAAGGUGAGCAGGAGAAAUCACAGAUAAAGGUGACUGUGACACAAGAGAAAGAGGGGGUGAAUCCAGAGCACUCUGCACAAGAGCAAGAAAGCAUUGCAGGAAAGAUGCUAGAGACGGAAACAGGAGAAGAUAAACAACAACAAAACCAGUCACGUGGAAUCCAGUUAAUAAGAAACGACAAAGCGGAGAGAGAGCAGGCAAACAUGAGUGAGCAGUUUGAAAGGGAACAGCCUUCUGUGGUCAGGGCAGAUGAGGUUGUACCAGCACAUGGUCCCGGGCCACUGGUUACAGAGCUGGAGGAUGCAGACCAGCUGGAAACCAUUCACCUUCCACUACAUCGCUCACUGCAUAUUGAUGACCUGCCUGAUCUGGAGGACGUUGACACAGAGGACUUCACAGCAAUGUUCUCUUUUCAGCAAGUGCUCAAACCUAAAAUAGAGGUCAUAUCAGGAGGCAGUGAUGAGGAUGAGCCAAUCGGGAGUCAGAGUGAGGGCAUUCCCGCCUUUGGUCCAGAUAAAAAUUCAAUGCUCUUAAGAGGCUGUAACAAAUCAACCAGGGUCUCUAAUAACUCUUCAUCAUUGGUGUAUCCAGAAGGGGAUACCCGCGAGCCUCUUAUUUUUGAACCAGUGGGAAACUCCAAACCAAACCCGACCCCUUCUCCACCACGCUGCCUGAUCAAGGAGCUGGAAUGAUGCCUUCAAGGUUUAGAGCAUUUUUGUCAGAUUAAAGUGAUAAACUAGUCUCACGGGACAAAUUAAAUGAAAAAUUUCUUAAUGCUGGCAGGCCGUGUGUGACCAUGAAAAACCCAAUCAGGGCAACGCUUUAGUUUAAAAACUAAAUAUUUAGCUGUUGUUGUAUUGACAUGUAAUUAAUUGUCUAGCAUAUUUGUGUUAAAGAAUUUCAUAGCCAUGUUGUUUAUAUGGGUGUUAAUUGUAACACUGUGAAAACUAAAAAAUAAAUCUUACAUUAA
Perca flavescens (yellow perch) is the source of this 2617-nucleotide messenger RNA. It is a transcript of the gene dnaaf1, whose product is annotated as dynein axonemal assembly factor 1. The coding region runs from base 495 to 2339 and encodes 614 amino acids. Gene Ontology annotation, molecular function: protein binding; dynein complex binding. The transcript has 2 exons. NCBI's taxonomy places the organism in Eukaryota, Metazoa, Chordata, Actinopteri, Perciformes, Percidae. Gene Ontology annotation, biological process: axoneme assembly. The record is from RefSeq and is a predicted model, not a curated record. Gene Ontology annotation, cellular component: axoneme.